Prunus armeniaca (apricot) is the source of this 969-nucleotide messenger RNA. The record is from the annotation of a GenBank genome assembly. Lineage: Eukaryota; Viridiplantae; Streptophyta; Magnoliopsida; Rosales; Rosaceae.
AUGACAGCACUUAUGGAACAAUCUGGACAGUUGAUUGCACUGGCUUGUGAGUAUCUGUACAUCCACAGAUGUGAGUUACUUGCGCAGGAAGCUUGUACGAUUAACUGUCUAGGAUUUUGGAACAUGUUUAAACUUAAACCCAAAGUGAAUCACAACUCCAUCGAAACCUUGACUGGAUCAAAUUAUAGCAAAUGGAAACAAGAUCUGGAAAUAUCUCUAGGUUUUCUGGAUUACGAUUUUGUGCUCAGAGAGAAACCUCCCCAGGAACCAGCUGCAGAUGCUUCUGCAGAAAUUAAGACUAAGUUUGCCAAAUGGGAAAAGGCAAACAAGAUGGCUAUGUUAAUCAUGCAAAGGGCUAUGUCUUCAUCAGUGAAAGGAAGCAUUCCUAAAUCUAAGAAUGCACAGCAAUACUAUGAGUCAAUUGCACAAAGGUUCAAGGAAUCUGAAAAAGCUGUCAAGAGUUCCCUGCUGAAUCAAUUGAUUGAUAUGAAGUAUGAUGGACAGGGUUGUGUGAGAGCUCAUAUCAUGAACUUGAUUGACAUAGGAACGAAAUUACAAGAGCUGGAUAUGACAGUAGAUGAGGACAUGAUGGUCCAUUUUGCACUGAAUUCAUUGCCUAAAGAGUUUAAAUCUCUCAAGGAAACCUACAUUGCUCAGAAGGAGACCUGGACCUUGAAUGAUCUUAUUACUAUUUCUGUCCAACAAGAGCACAAUAUCAUAAGAGAAAAGGGAGCCAAAAUGGUCAACAUGGUUCAGACUAAACAGAACAAAGAAAACAAGUAUAAGCCUGCUGCUAGGAAAGAAAAGGAGAACAGUACAGAUAAGGCUUUGAAACCUACAACUGGAUUGGGUUGUUUCUUUUGCAAGAAAGCAGGACACAUGAAGAGAGACUGCAGGAAAUACAAAAAGUGGCUGGAAAAGAAGAAGGGAAAAGGAGUUUACAAGCAAGAGGCUGCCAAGCAAGGAUGA